GAAUUUUGGAAAAGCUAAUAUAGUUAAAAAUUUUCGAUUUCAACACACUGAUAUCCCUACUUCAAAAUAGCCGACUGAUUUAUUUAUUUACUUCUCUAUAUUAGCUGUAUAAAAUGUUAUCAGUAUUCAUUUUGUAUACUUGGGGACAGUCUAUCUUGUUCUGAAGAACAUUCAAGGGGUAGUUACGUAUUUAAAUUUAACAAAUGAAUAUAUCUCUAUUUGGUAUGGUUCAUUUCUUAAAUAAAUAUAGAAAUCAAGUGUUUCAUUUGUGCAGAUUUAAAGCUGAUGUUUUUCUGUAUACAAUACCUAUAAGUAUAUUUUAGUAAAAUUUGAAUUGUUCUGCAGUUUUUUUUUUUUUUAGAAAUAAAAGUAUGGAAAAUCGUUGCUCUAAUAAUAUUGUAUGGUUUGAUGGAGAGAGAACUGUUGCACACACAAGUUUUUUGUGAACUUUUGAAAUGAUUAAUCAUUUAACUCAAAAUAUGACUGGCCUAGAUGCUGAUAAACAUACAUUAAUAGAAGCUGCUGUAAUAGUGACAGAUGGUCAAUUGAAUAUUUUAGCUGAAGGACCAAAUAUAAUAAUUAAACAUCCUGAUGAAGUUUUAGAUAAUAUGGAAGAAUGGCCAAAAAAUCAUCAUGCCAUGAGUGGUUUAACUGAAAGUUGUAAAAAGAGUAAAAUUACAUUGGAGCAAGCUGAUCAGAUAUUAUAUGAUUUUAUUGAUCCCUUUACUAUAAAAGGAAAAUGUGCUCUUGCAGGCAAUUCUAUCUAUAUGGACAGAAUUUUUAUUCGAAAGUAUUUACCUAAGUUUGAAAACCAAUUGUCUUAUAGAUUAAUUGAUGUAUCAACUUUAAAAGAACUUUUGAAACGUUGGGACCCUAAGUUCAUUGAUAUGGCACCUAAGAAAACUAUGAAACACAGAGCUUUAGAUGAUAUCAGAGAAAGUUUAAAUGAACUCAGUUUUUAUAAAAAAUAUUUAAAACUUUAAUAAAUAUUAUUUAAGUUUAUGGAAAAUAUAAUAUAAAUACUAUGUUUAAACAAAAACAUCUAAAUAUGCUUUCAAUCUUCUUAUGAGUUAUUUAAAAAUAAUCAGUUUUUUAAUAAAUAUAACAUUUAAAAACAAAAUAACUUAAUUAAUUAAUUACUUUACACAAUUAAAUAUCAAUAUUAACAUAGACAUGUUUUUAAAUUAAGUGCCUUGCUUAAACUUAAAGAAAAAUGGCUGAAACCUAGAUUAUCAAGUGUUACAUAAUAUACUGGUAGAAGAACAACUCAGGUUCCAUAAAAUAAAGUAUAUUGAAACUAACUUAUACUAUGGCUUUUUUAAGUAUUUGUUUCUUUAUACAUCACAACACAAUUUUAUAAAAAAAAAAUUUUUAAACUUAUAACAUAAAUUAAGUACACAUAGAUAUGUUACACCGUACAUGAUUUUGGCAGUUCAAUUUUUAUCAUGAAUGACACAGAGAAACUAUGCGCUAAAUGUAAGCAAUUAUAGCGAUGGAUAGCAUACAUUUUGAGUGAUUCUAUUGAAAUAUAUGUGGUAUUUUUAAUUUUUUAAUUAUCAUUACAUGAAUGUAUAUAUAUUAUUAAACAGUGUUUGUUAUACACAUUAAUUGCAUUUUGUGAUAUAAUGUAAAGUUUUUUACGAUUUUAA
This is a messenger RNA of Daktulosphaira vitifoliae (grape phylloxera), 1649 nucleotides long. Its product is annotated as oligoribonuclease, mitochondrial. Gene Ontology annotation, cellular component: mitochondrion. Bases 456 to 983 code for a protein of 175 amino acids. Gene Ontology annotation, molecular function: 3'-5'-RNA exonuclease activity; nucleic acid binding. The record is from RefSeq and is a predicted model, not a curated record. NCBI's taxonomy places the organism in Eukaryota, Metazoa, Arthropoda, Insecta, Hemiptera, Phylloxeridae. The transcript has 7 exons.